UAAAGAUUAUAUUUUUAUUCAUUCUUUUAUGGGAUUUUAUUUUUUUGGCUUAAGUUUGCAUUGAUUCAGAAAGCAGAAACAAAACUGAUAGUUGGGGUGCUGCUACUGAAUCUCUGGGAAUUGGGAAUAGUUGGUAAAUUAGGGUUUGCAUUUUUUGUAAUUGUAGCCAAUGGCACAGUUCAAUUUUGCAGCAGAAUCUCAUAUCAAACAGAUAUCAGCCAGAUGGGAUCCAGCUGGAGCAUGCAGGCCUCUCAUCGAUGAAGCACCUGUAUUUUAUCCUUCUCUUGAGGAAUUUGAAGAUACACUUGGUUACAUAGCAAAGAUACGUCCGAAGGCAGAACCAUAUGGCAUAUGUCGGAUUGUUCCUCCAUCUUCCUGGAUUCCACCCUGCCCUCUUAAAGAGAAAGAUAAAUGGGAACUUGCUAAAUUUUCUACACGUACACAGCAUGUUGACUUGCUUCAAAAUAGGGAGCCCAUGAGAAAGAAAAACAGAAGCCGGAAGCGAAAACGAAGGAAGCACUCUAGAAUUGGAACAACCAGGAGACAUGCCAAUUGUAAUUCUGAAGCUUCAGAGACUGAUGAGAAGUUUGGGUUUCAUUCUGGACCAGACCUCACACUUCGAGAUUUUCAGAAACACGCUGAUUAUUUUAAGGAGUCCUACUUUGGAAUGAAGAAUGCUGAGGACCUAAACUUUGUUGAAACUGUAAAGCAAAAAGGAUGGGAACCCUCUGUGGACGAUAUUGAAGGUGAAUACUGGCGGAUAGUUGAGCAACCCACAGAUGAAGUUGAGGUAAUAUAUGGAGCUGACUUAGAAACAGGACCAUUUGGAAGUGGAUUUCCUAAGGCAUCUUCCAUGGUAAAUGAAAGUGGUUUGGAUAAGUAUGCGACGUCAGGUUGGAAUCUAAACAACUUACCACGCCUGCCAGGUUCUGUACUAUGUUUUGAAGGAAGUGAUAUCUCGGGAGUUCUAGUACCAUGGCUCUAUGUUGGGAUGUGCUUUUCUUCUUUCUGUUGGCAUGUUGAGGACCACCACCUCUAUUCACUGAACUAUCUACAUUGGGGUGAUCCUAAAGUAUGGUAUGGAGUACCUGGAAGCCAUGCGACCACUUUGGAAGAUGCAAUGAGAAAGCAUUUACCCGAUUUAUUUGAAGAACAACCAAAUUUACUUAACGAACUGGUCACUCAGCUAUCUCCUUCUGUUCUAAAAUCUGAGUCUGUACCAGUACAUCGAGCUGUCCAGAGGUCUGGGGAAUUUGUUCUUACCUUUCCAAGGGCGUAUCACUCUGGAUUUAAUUGUGGCUUCAACUGUGCCGAGGCUGUGAAUGUGGCCCCCGUUGAUUGGUUGGUACAUGGCCAAAAUGCAGUGGAGCUUUAUAGUGAGCAGCGUCGCAUGACAUCAAUUUCUCAUGACAAAUUGUUAAUAGGGUCUGCUCUGGAAGCUGUAAAGGCCCUUUGGGAGAUAUCUGUUCUUGGAAAGGAAACUCCAAGAAAUUUGCGAUGGAAAAGUUUUUGUGGUAAAGAUGGAGUACUUACCAAGGUAUUUAAGACAAGAGUACGGAUGGAAGAGGAACGAAUAGAUGGCCUUCCAAGGCAUUUGAAGUUGCAAAAGAUGGAAAGGGACUUUGAUUUGGAAAAAGAGAGAGAGUGUUUAUCUUGCUUCUAUGACUUACACCUAUCUGCUGCUGGCUGCAAGUGCUCCCCUGAUCAAUUUUCAUGUCUUAAACAUGCAAACCAUUUUUGUUCAUGUGAAGUGGGCGAUAGAUUUGUUCUUAUCCGCUACACUAUAAAUGAGCUAAAUACCUUGGUUGCAGCACUGGAAGGAGGAGUGGAUUCAAUCAAAGUAUGGGUAUCAGGGGGCUCUGGUUUGGUUUCUGCUAGUGAUAAGGUUGCUUGUGUAGCUAAGCUAGAUAUGGAAAGUGAUACAUGUGGAACCAAGUAUCUUGAUCAAAUGGAAAAUUCAUCUUGUUGCCAAGGAACUGAGGAGAAGUUGAACAUAAAUGUGCCCUGCAGUUCAUAUAGCCAUGUUUCUUCCGAAGUUAUCCAGUCAGAGUCCCAGCAUGGAUCAUUUAGUUUAGGCGCAUCUCACAUCAGUACAGAAAGUCAUAAUGCUAUCGUUAAUGAUGAAACUUUAGUCAGGAACAAGAAAGGUAAGUUGGGGCAGGACUGCUGUAUUGAUUUUAAUCUCAAUGUUAUGUGUGAUGAGCAUAAAAGUGGGCUGCGACUUAUAUCUGAUAGCUUUAAUUGCAAGGGUAUCACAAAUGUGGAGGAGACAUUUAUACCAAACUGUGAACAAGAAAAUGUUCAUAGUUCAGAUACAGAAAGGGAACCAUGUUUAAUGCAACAAGAUAGUGACCAUAAUUUAUCUGUCUCACUUUCACCUGUCCUUUCAAAUAAAGAUUUUCCUUCAUGUUCGAGAGAUGUUGAGCAUACCUUUCUAAGAGACAGUAACAAGUUGUUUGGGUUUGAUCUUUUGUUUUCAAGUCCCCGUUUUAAAGUGCCAUCGGACAGCUCAUUGAAAUCAGAAUUUGCGGAUACCUUGGAUGUAAAGAUAACCACGAAGGACCAAAGCUUUCCAAUACAAAAGUUGGAUCCUUGUGUCGAACUUAUAAAUUUGGGGACUGUCACGUUUGGAAAGCUUUGGUGCAGUAAGCAGGCCAUAUUUCCGAAAGGAUUUCGAAGUCGUGUCAAGUUCUUUAGUGUGGUGAAUCCAACAAAAGUUGGUAGUUACAUAUCAGAAGUUGUUGAUGCUGGCCUUCUUGGGCCUCUGUUUAAGGUUACUUUAGAAGAAUCUCCAAGUGAGACUUACACAAAUGUCUCAGCAAAGCUGUGCUGGGAAAUGGUGCUACAGAGACUAAACCAAGAAAUCAUUAGUCGGAGCAGUCUAGGAGAACAAGGACUGCCUCCUUUGCAAAGUGUUAAUGGGCUUGACAUGUUUGGGUUUCACUCUCAGUCCAUUAUUAAGGCUAUUGAGGUUCUUGAUCCCAAUCAUCAAUGCAUGGAGUACUGGAAUCACAGGCACAUUAGACCUUUAACUACGGACAAUAUUGGCGAUGUCAAUAAAUACUCUUUCGAAUUGAGUUGCUCUAUAGGAGACACAGAAGAAAAGGAUUUUGGUAUCAGUUUAACAAAGCAUGACCCUGAUAAUCCAUCUGAAGGACCGGGUAAUAAUUCAAUUGAUGAAGGCGUACAUUUGGUACUUCGAGGACUGUUAAAGAAGGCAAGUCCAGAAGAGUUGAGAAUAAUGCAUAGGAUUUUCUGCAGUGAGUCACAAAGUUCUAAAUGGAGAGUGGCAUUCACAUCAUUGAUAGAGGAGAUCCAGAAAUCCUGUACAUAAAUUAAGGAAAAGAAAUAGGUCCCCAUCAUUCUUUUCAUUCAAGGUAGCUUCUUAUUCCAGUUAGUCAGAUAGGCCUAUUCUUUCAAAAGAUCCAUAAAAUGGGAAGAAAUAUCAUGGGUUUGAGUUGUGCACGAAUAUUUGCGAUGUGGCCACUCAUGACCUUGACAGAGUCUUGAUUUAAUGAUACUGAUCUCAUUUACCAAUUGCAGUAAAGGCUGCUUGUAUAUUAGAAAAUUUUACUAACCAUUCUGAAAUAACAACCAUUUCAGUUUUA
Quercus lobata is the source of this 3608-nucleotide messenger RNA. RefSeq names its product lysine-specific demethylase JMJ18-like. NCBI's taxonomy places the organism in Eukaryota, Viridiplantae, Streptophyta, Magnoliopsida, Fagales, Fagaceae. The record is from RefSeq and is a predicted model, not a curated record. The transcript is spliced from 11 exons. Gene Ontology annotation, molecular function: histone H3K4me/H3K4me2/H3K4me3 demethylase activity. Gene Ontology annotation, biological process: chromatin remodeling; regulation of gene expression. Bases 170 to 3334 code for a protein of 1054 amino acids. Gene Ontology annotation, cellular component: nucleus; chromatin.